Molecule: messenger RNA, 4376 nt
Organism: Platichthys flesus (European flounder)
Lineage: Eukaryota; Metazoa; Chordata; Actinopteri; Pleuronectiformes; Pleuronectidae
Product: endonuclease V-like
Exons: 9
Coding region: 135-905 (256 amino acids)
Biological process (GO): DNA repair
Cellular component (GO): cytoplasm; nucleolus
Molecular function (GO): single-stranded RNA binding; RNA endonuclease activity producing 5'-phosphomonoesters, hydrolytic mechanism
Source: RefSeq, a predicted model, not a curated record
UCAUAGGCCCCGCCUCCCAGUGACGUCGCUACACGGAAGCAAAACAGCCUGUCCAGUCCACACGUUGUUUCUGUCGGUUGAAUUGUUCUGAAUACAUUUUCCUGUCAUUCAUAUACAUAUUCAAACAAACGCAGAUGUCUGCUCCGCCAGCAGAGGAGCUGGUCAAACAGUGGGAGAGUGUGCAGGCUCGUCUGAGACAGCAGGUGGUGGAGGAGGACACUGAAGACUGGCAGAUGACUCCAGGCUUCUCUGGCCUGGAGAGAGUCGGUGGAGUGGACCUCUCCUUCAUCAAAGGGGAUGACGUCAAUGCCUGCGCCCAGCUUGUAGUGCUCAGCUACCCCGACCUGGAGGUGCUGUAUGAGGACAGUCAGAUGGUGACUCUGACAGCCCCCUACAUAGCUGGUUUCCUGGCCUUCAGAGAAACCCCCUUCCUCCUGGAGGCUCUGCAGCAGCUGCAGAGGAAGCAGCCCACACUUCUUCCUCAGGUGGUGUUUGUGGAUGGGAACGGUCUCUUCCACUACAGAGAGUUCGGCCUGGCGUGUCAUCUGGGAGUGCUAUCAGGACUGCCGUGUGUGGGCGUGGCCAAGAACCUGCUGCAGGUGCAGGGGGUGAACAAGGAUGAGGAGCACCAGUCGCAGAUCGCUGCUCUGCAGAAAGGAGGAGACAGCUUCCCACUCACUGCUGCCUCAGGCAAAGUGCUCGGAAAGGCGCUGCGUAGCUCUGAUAAGAGCUCCAAGCCAGUUUACGUGUCCGUGGGCCACAAGAUCAGCCUGGAUACAGCUGUACGCCUCACACACUCCUGCUGCCGCUACCGGGUCCCCGAGCCCAUCAGACAGGCCGACUGUCGCUCCAGAGAAUACCUACGCAUACACUUCUCACCUGCAGACACAGAAAUCAGAGAAUGAGGUUGAUGACAGAAAGGAUCUCAAGAACGUUAACACCAGCAUCUGCAGCAGCUUUGUGCUACUUCCAUUAAUGUGUGUGUUUGUGUGUAGGUGUGUAUGUGUGUGUGUGUGUGUGUGUUUGUGUGUGUGUGUGUGUGUGUGUGUGUGUGUGUGUGUGUGUGUGUUUGUGUGUGUGUGUGUGUGUUUCUUUCUGACCCCUCUUUAAUGAACUGUGGUUAAGACUUGGUUUCAGGUUUAGUUUUAAGUUUAGCUUUGGGUUAGGGUAAGAGUUAGAAAUUUAGAUGUGAUGGUUAAAGUUAGGGUUAGGGGCUAGGGAAUGAAUAAUGCCAAUGGGUGUCCUCACUAGGAUAGAAGUACAAACAUUUUUGUGUAUGUGGUGUGUGUUUGUUUGUGUGAGACAGAAAAAGUACUUUGUCAAUCAUGUGCUUUUAAAACCACUACUAUUUUAGUCUGGGCCAGAAGACACUAUCAGAUUAAUUGAACCUUUUUAAGCACUCGCCCCAUAUCUAAACUGGAUAUGGGUCAGAUUGGCUCUUUUUAUACACUGUUCUCAUUACAUUUUUGGGUCACUCAGCUUUUUAAACUGGGAGCCUUGUGGAUAAAUCAUAAUUGUCCCUGACCUGCUUCAGAGUGGUCGUCUGUUAAUAUCCGAGAGGUGUUUGAGUGGUGCUUUUUGUUCAGUUAUACAGAGAGCUUUUCCCAUGUGGCUCGUUGUGGGAAGAGCAAACACAGUAACACAAAAUCAGUCACGGGCCUUGUGUAUGAUGUGUCACUGCGUGUGUCUCUUUAAAAUGAGUCAGACCUAGCAGCAGGUGCUGCUUUGCCAGGCUGGUCCCGGCGAGGCGGCAAGCGGAAGAGAAGAGCAGGGAGUAAGGGGGCUGACUCUGCAUGAUGCUGUCCAGGAAUAGAAGUGGUCAGAUGGGGCAGUAUUGAUCAGCACGAGGGGUCAGAAGAUCAGCUGUCAGAGACCGCAGGCUGAUCUCGCGUCGUACAGUGAUGUACAGUGUGGGACACAAGGAACAUAAUGUAUUUACAGUAUGAAGAGAUUGUGACCAUUGGGAACAGAGUGCAGAUUAUAACUCACUCCAUAAAUCAGUGUUUUUUUAGUGCUCAACCAAUCAGGAGUCAGUGUCAGGGGUCAAUCAUGAUGUUUCCCGCUAUUUUUAUUGCAACAGUAAUUAAAAACAUUUUCGUUAGAGUAAUGAACACUGGAACAUACAUCAGUGUGAUAAGAACUAAUAAUAAUAAUAAGAAGAAGUCCUUUAUUCGUCCUGCAAUGGGAAAAUUUGCAGUGUUACAGCAUCACAUCAAGCAGUUACAUGCAGUACUUGGGUGAAGGAAUAUAAAGAAAUGGAAAUAGACAACAAUAUAUAUAUAAAAAAAAUUACAGUUAGCAUUUAUUUAGAUACACUUUUAAUCUUCCCAGAGUGAGCCAAAAGUUAGUUUUUUGGGGGUUUUGAAGUUACAAUCUCAUAAUUUGUAUGGAAGUUUAAUUGUCAAAACUCCCUUUCAUGCCUGUACUUAUCUUUAAGUUGCAGGUCCAAUCUCCACCCACCACAAGUCAUGAAAAGCUCAUCAUUAAGAAGUAUUGAUGUCACCAGAUUUUACAUAGUGAUAUAUAACCUCUUCAUUAGACCUCUGCUUUAAUAGUCUCUGUGAAGAACUGACACUCAAACUAAGAAUCCGACGGCUUCCUCCUCUUCUGUUUUCCCAUUGCGUGAUCCCACCAUCUUCCCUUCCAUCUCUGCUCUCCCUCUCUGAGUCUCAGUGUCCCUGAUCAGUAAAAUCUUGGUGGACAUCUUUGCUCCUUCGUUAUUUCGAGGCUGAAGACUUUGACAGAGGGCAGAGAUCCUGCCGUCCUCUCCCACAGCUCUGCCACUGCUCUCUCGGGUCUCCUCCAUUCUCUCACUCGUUAUUUUAGUUUGUCUCAGCUUUAACAUUUUAUUAUUUGCUCAUUGCGUCCCUGAUCUCUGUCACUUGCUGUGAAACCGAAUAAGCUCAUUCCAUUCUGCAAGAAAUUGUUAUUGACAGAAGCAAUGACGUUUAUGAAGGCACAUGCACUUCUCUGUGAGAUGGGGAGCAGUGACAUCUCCUCCACAUGUCAAAGUGGAGUAAAAACCAAAACCAUCAUGAGUGAAAACCAAAACCAUCAUGAGUGAAAACCAAAACCAUCAUGAGUGAAAACCAAACCUUAACGAGGAAUAAAAAAUACAAAAGCUGAAAUCUUUGCGACAAACUCUACUGAUCCAUCUGAAAUGAAGCCAAACAAAGGAGGGUGAGCAAGAAAGUGGUGACAGGCAGCUGUGGUAAUCUGUAAAGAGGGGUUCAUGUCUCUUUUGAUUUGAUACUACCACUUCCACAGUCUGCAGAGGCCAAGUCUGACUAACGGGAUGUGGGCUACAGGUACAUGAGCCUGCCAUCGAUCACGUCUCACCCCUAACUCUGCAGAACCCCUUCUGCUUUGUGGCCUGUCAACUCGUCCGUAAUCCCCAUCGCUACUGGGAUCUAAAACAUCUGAGCGAGUAGCCUACUCUCUGAAAAGGGAUGGACAAAGAUUUGGAUUGUUCAAUCGCACGGUGGAUAUAUGUCUCUUACUGUUGGAUAAAUACAAACCAGCCAUAUGAUGUUUCUCCCAGUUUCAAAACGGUAACGUGUGCAGCCAGACCGGUCUUACACAACGAUGUGGAGGUAGAUCUGUGAUUCAAUACUCUUUGAAAAUAAACACGAAGGAGAGGUUAAAAGAAAUCCUCCACAAAGGUGAAUUGCCUGAAGUUAUAUUGGAAUACAUUUUUUUCACUUUAUUUACUUUGUGUAUUAACGUCAUCUAUUCCUUCAACAUUUCCCACAAUGCACUGAAAGUUAGGUCAGAAACAUAUUGGUAAUGUGUAUCUACAAUGUGUAUCUGUUUUUUAUGCUUGUUACCACAUGGGGUUCAUGUUCAUGUGACUCAGAGCCACUGAAACUCGUCUGCACUUUGGUUCACUGUUUUGUUCCUCAUUAAUGUCAAUUUCUUAAAAUUAAAUCAAUAAGGAUUUAUAUAAUUUAGCACCAAAAUAAAUUGCAGUCAAUUCUGAUUUCAAAUCCCAUCUAUUUAAAUCAAGUCCAAAGUCAACCAACAGGACAAGUAGGUUGAUGAAGUUCUGCUUAAUGGACACUAUAUUUGACUAUGGUUUCCAUUUGCCUUCUUUACACCAAAAUAUUUGUAGCUGUCCUCGACAUCUGCCGAGAUGAGUUCUGGUUCAGUUGUGAACCAGAACUCACUAGAGCUGUGUUCUAGUAGCUCGCUUCUCAUCAGGAUGCCCUCGUUCCCCAGCACCUGACACAGACCCCAUGUUGAGCUGAUAUGAGUCUUUAUCUGCUUUAAUAUAAAGGGCUCAAACUAGAUUGAAGCUGCGCAAAACUGUGCCUGCAUGUGUGUGUUAGUGUAUGCGUGUGUACCUCAUUUUUGUGAUUAAAAUUUAAUUCAAGCUU